AUGAGAUCGAUCCAGGCUCUUAUAGGCUUAGUCCUAGGCCUGGCUACGCUGACCUUCACAGCCCCAGUCAACAACGUCGUCAACGGUCCAGAGCAGCCACAGAAGACCCCAGGAGAACUAUACCUCCUCCCUCCCUCAGACCUCCUCACUCCCUCAGACCUCCUCUCUCCCUCAGACCUCCUCUCUCCCUCAGACCUCCUCACUCCCUCAGACCUCCUCUCUCCCUCAGACCUCCUCUCUCCCUCAGACCUCCUCCCUCCCUCAGACCUCCUCACUCCCUCAGACCUCCUCACUCCCUCAGACCUCCUCUCUCCCUCAGACCUCCUCUCUCCCUCAGACCUCCUCUCUCCCUCAGACCUCCUCACUCCCUCAGAUCCACAGACUCAGACCUCCUCACUCCCUCAGACCUCCUCCCUCCCUCAGAUCCACAGACUCAGACCUCCUCACUCCCUCAGACCUCCUCCGUCCCUCAGAUCCACAGACUCAGACCUCCUCACUCCCUCAGACCUCCUCUCUCCCUCAAACCUCCUCUCUCCCUCAGACCUCCUCUCUCCCUCAGACCUCCUCUCUCCCUCAGACCUCCUCACUCCCUCAGAUCCACAGACUCAGACCUCCUCACUCCCUCAGACCUCCUCACUCCCUCAGAUCCACAGACUCAGACCUCCGUACUCCCUCAGACCUCCUCACUCCCUCAGACCUCCUCACUCCCUCAGACCUCCUCAGACCUCCUCUCUCCCUCAGACCUCCUCUCUCCCUCAGACCUCCUCACUCCCUCAGACCUCUUCACUCCCUCAGACCUCCUCACUCCCUCAGACCUCCUCACUCCUUCAGACCUCCUCACUCCCUCAGACCUCCUCACUCCUUCAGACCUCCUCACUCCCUCACUCCCUCAGAUCCACAGACUCAGACCUCCUCACUCCCUCAGACCUCCUCUCCCCCUCAGACCUCCUCACUCCCUCAGACCUCCUCACUCCUUCAGACCUCCUCACUCCCUCAGACCCACAGACUCAGAAACCACCAGCGUUACUCCGCGCACCCUGCCGCUUCCAUACCGGGAACGGGACUUCUGUCUGCCUGCCGUUGUCUGCCUGCCGCUGUCCACCCUUCUCCAUGCCUCCACUCACGCCCCUCUGUGCUGUUCGUUGCCCAUUGCUUUGGCCUUACGCCACACUUCAACGCCACACUUCAACGCCACGCUUCGACGCCGCCACGCUUCGACGACGCCACGCUUCGACGCCGCCACGCUUCGACACCGCCACGCUUCAACGCCACACUUCGACGCCGCCACACUUCGACGCCGCCACGCUUCAACGCCACACUUCGACGGUGGCCCCACGCUUUGACGCCGCCACGUCGGUGGCCCCACGCUUCGACGCCGCCACGUCGGUGGCCCCACGCUUCGACAACGCCACGUGGGUGGCCCCACGCUUCGACGACGCCACGUGGGUGGCCCCACGCUUCGACGACGCCACGUGGGUGGCCCCACGCUUCGACGACGUCACGUGGGUGGCCCCACGCUUCGACGGCGCCAUGUGGGUGGCCCCACGCUUCGACGACGCCACGUGGGUGGCCCCACGCUUCAACGCCACGUCGGUGGCCGCACGCUUCGACGACGCCACGUCGGUGGCCGCACGCUUCGACUCCUCCUCCACGCUUCGACUCCUCCUCCACGCUUCGACUCCUCCUCCACGCUUCGACUCCUCCUCCACGGCGCACGCUUUGACGCCGCACGCUUUGACGACGCCGCACGCCUCGACGACGCCGCACGCCUCGACGACGCCGCACGCCUCGACGACGCCAACGCACGCCUCGACGACGCCGCACGCCUCGACGACGACGCCGCCGCACGCCUCGACGACGACGCCGCCGCACGCCUCGACGACGACGCCGCCGCACGCCCCGACGACGCCGCACGGCUCAACAACGCCGCACGCUUUGACGCCGGCGCACGUCGGCGGCCGCACGCUUCAUCGCAGCUCGUCGGCGGCCGCACGCUUCAUCGCAGCACCCUGCAGCAACCAUACGUCCCCCCCCCCAGCCUGCAGCAGCCUUACGUCUCCCCCUGAGCCUGCAGCAACCAUACGUCCCCCCCCCCCAGCCUGCAGCAGCCUUACGUCUCCCCCUGAGCCUGCAGCAGCCAUACGUCCCCCCCCCCCAUUCUGCAGCAGCCUUACGUCUCCCCCUGAGCCUGCAGCAGCCAUACGUCUCCCCCCCCAUUCUGCAGCAGCCUUACGUCUCCCCCUGAGCCUGCAGCAGCCUUACGUCUCCCCCCGAGCCUGCUGCAGCCUUACGUCUCCCCGGGAGCCUGAAGCAGCCUUACGUCCCCCCCCCAGCCUGCACCAGCCAUACGUCUCCCCCCCGAGCCUGCAGCAGCCUUACGUCUCCCCCUGA
Messenger RNA from Knipowitschia caucasica, 2391 nucleotides. The record is from the annotation of a GenBank genome assembly. Lineage: Eukaryota; Metazoa; Chordata; Actinopteri; Gobiiformes; Gobiidae.